GUUUUCGAAGGAGCGAAAAGAAUUCACUGGAGAAGUUGGUUAUACAAUUGCUUUUUUCCGAUGAUGUCAGUAAGCUCAUAAGGGUUCAUGACUUCGAGUUGCACUGAGCAAAUAUCAAGGUUUCACAAUCGAUAUUAAGAGUGGUAAAUAGAACGGGGCACUAGACCGCGCGCUGCUGUUCGUGUACACAGUCGCAAUCAACCGCUCAUCGGCGCUUCUCCACCUUGCCGUCGUGUUUUCUUCGCCGGUGUGUACCUGCUAUCAUUUGUAGCAAUGUCCGUACCUAAUGAAGAUAGUUCAUCUUCAUCCCAGUCUCAGGUUUGUUGCUUGCAGCUUUCAUCACAGUUAUUUAGUGACCUCUUGGAUUCGAUCAUUGUUGAUGUUGCAUCAGAGUGCCACCGGAUUGCGAGGCUUGGUCUUGACCGGAAUUUGGAAGAAGAGGAAGAAGAGUUGAAGUUGUCAGUACAGGCCAGGAUAAAGGUUGCUGAUUCAAGCAACAGUGGUGAAGCAAAUGGAAAGCACGUAGUUGACAUAUUUGGACAAACACAUCCAACUGUAGCAAACGAUGUAUUUGACUGCAUGAACUGCGGGAGGUCUAUUGCAGCUGGAAGAUUUGCCCCACAUUUGGAGAAAUGCAUGGGAAAGGGUAGAAAGGCUCGUCUUAAAGUAACCAGAAGUAGCACAGCAGCACAGAACCGCUACUCCCGAAACAGCCCUGUUUCUGCGUACUCCCCUUAUUCGAAUUCCACAGCCGCGAACCGGUUAUCAAACGGAUCACCUGGUGGUCCAGGUGACGAAUUCCCAAAUGGCACAUCCGAAGACUCGUGAGAAGUGAAUUGGAUGGAUGCCAUAGACUGCAGUUCACUGUUUAUACUCAACAGGCGGAUCUUCUUUCCUCAACAAGUUGCAGGUGAUUUUUAUGUCCUGCUUUUCGAAUACAAGUGUAAAUGCAAGAGUGAAUUGGACCAACUCCUGAGUUGGAUGUAAGAUGAAUUGCUACCGAUAUAACCCUCUUGUACACCAGUGGGAUGUAAUGCCAUUGUGUAUUUAUCAAUUAACGUAAGUGAGGGGGGUUUUGACAUCAGAUUAAAGUAAGGAAACUAGCUGUAGCAAAAUGAUCAUUUGGAUUGUGUUUGGUUCAGGCGAUCAGAUUCGGGUGACGUGUCAUAUAGUUUGGGUCAAUUUAACUCAGGUCAAACUAGGGUACUCCUUGGUCAAUUUUUUCCUUUUGAAAAAUCCUUCAAAAAUCUACACGAGUCAAUCUUCAUUUUUUGAUUUUCAGGUUUAUUCACUUGGGGGUGAACUUGAGUUAUCGGCUUCAACUUUCAAUAACUAUUUCGGUUGAUUUCAAGCUAGGUUACCCGUAUUGUUGGGAUCCCACAUGUUGCUGAACUCCAUCAUUGAUUUUACAAUGUGUCACUUGUUUUUGUAUAAUGAAUUUAGAUUUGUAUCAGCCCAAACUUAAAUCUGUACUUGCUUGGGUGAAUAUGUUUUUUUUUGGUAUCAGCCCAAACUUAAAUCUGUACUUGUUUUUGUAUAAUGAAUAUGUUAUCACCCGGUUCACCCUUAGGUUAA
Messenger RNA from Spinacia oleracea (spinach), 1575 nucleotides. Its product is annotated as SAGA-associated factor 11. The record is from RefSeq and is a predicted model, not a curated record. Lineage: Eukaryota; Viridiplantae; Streptophyta; Magnoliopsida; Caryophyllales; Amaranthaceae. Gene Ontology annotation, cellular component: DUBm complex; SAGA-type complex. The transcript has 5 exons. The coding region runs from base 274 to 828 and encodes 184 amino acids.